Capra hircus (goat) is the source of this 7866-nucleotide messenger RNA. It is a transcript of the gene NSD2, whose product is annotated as Wolf-Hirschhorn syndrome candidate 1. NCBI's taxonomy places the organism in Eukaryota, Metazoa, Chordata, Mammalia, Artiodactyla, Bovidae. Gene Ontology annotation, biological process: regulation of DNA-templated transcription. Gene Ontology annotation, molecular function: histone H3K36 methyltransferase activity. Gene Ontology annotation, cellular component: chromatin; nucleus. The record is from RefSeq and is a predicted model, not a curated record. The transcript is spliced from 24 exons. The coding region runs from base 1100 to 5197 and encodes 1365 amino acids.
CGCGAUGGAGCGGCCGCGGCCGCCCGGCAGGCUCUGCCCCGCUCGCCAGAGGGCAGUUUAAAAAAAUCUCGGCAUGUGAGACACGCGGGGCUCGAGCCUGGGCAGAGGGCACAGGAGCCGGUGCCGCCGCCGUCGGCUCUCCCCGGCGUCCGCGCCGGUGCCGGGACGUGAGCGGUCACAGGCUUGACAAGUUAGCGCUUCUUAGGCAGGUGACGAGGGCUCGGGGCGCGUGUGCGCGCGUCCCAGAACCCGGGACCCACUCGGUUCGGGGGACUUCAGAGCGAGGUUAGGGAAGUUCUUGAGGACUGACAACCCCGCGCUCUAAGGCCUUGACUUUUAAAUGACUUAAACGCCGAGAUACGUGUUCCCUAAUCGCCCAACGACUUAAAAAGUUAACGUUGCCACUGCGCGUUGAUAACACCGACCCUCAUAUUUGUGUAUUUUAAAAUGAGAUGGUCGAGAUGGAAGAUGAGUUAGGAGCCAUCUCAUUUAUGCAGCGCUUUCAUUUUCCCAAAUGUUUUCCAUGUCCUCGUUACAUGUGUUCAGUGUGACCAGAGCAACAUGAAAAAGCACCACUCCAGCCAGUAGCUCGGAGGAAACCAGUCGUGGGAGCGCAGCCCUUUCCUGGUGUGCUCCGUGCGUGCUCCGGCGCCCCACCACCGACCGGAGUUCAAAUCUAAACUGCCGCCUGGAAGUGAAGAGGACUCAUGCCUUAAGCACGAUUACUUUGAGUCAUUUCCUUUUCUUUUCUUCCAUUUUCUCAGAUGCUCAGCAGCCUUCAGUUUUGGGCCAGUGGUUGGUAAACUAACUCAAACGCUAAAUAAAAACUACCUGUGAGACACGCGAGCACAGAAGCGCAGCGAACAGCAGAACAGGCCCGCACGUGCCGCCAGGACGGGCCGAGCGGGGGCGCGGCUGCCGCGCCUCCCCCUGUCCCUGGGCAAAGGAGAAAGUAGGGAGCCCGGUGCCUGCUGAGCAGUCACCCCCCUUGCUGCGUGCCCCCAGCCACCACUCUGCUUUCCGUCUCUGGACUCUCCUGUUCUAGACGUGCCGUAGAAACGGUGUCCUGUGUGUUCUGAGACGGAGGCACCGAGGCUGAAUGGAAUUCAGCGUCAGGAAGAGCCCUCUUUCUGCUCCAAAGGUGGUGAAGUGCCUGAAGAUGAAGCAGGCCCCGGAAGUCCUGGGCAGCGCCAACGGGAAGACCCCGAGCUGCGACGUGAGUCGCGAGUGCUCCGUGUUCCUGAGCAAAGCCCAGCUCUCGGCCGGCCUGCAGGACGGGGUUGUGCAGAAGUUCAACGGCCACGACGCGCUGCCAUUCAUCCCGGCCGAGAGGCUGAAAGACCUCACCUCCCGCGUCUUCAAUGGAGAGCCUGGUGCUCAUGAUGCCAAACUGCGUUUUGAAUCCCAGGAAGUGAAGGGACUUGGGACCCCACCUCACACUACCCCUGUCAAAAAUGGCUCUCCAGAAAUUAAGCUGAAAAUCACCAAAACCUACAUGAAUGGGAAACCUCUCUUUGAGUCCUCCAUAUGUGGCGACGGUGCGGCCGCCGUGUCCCGUUUGGAAGCAGACGGACAGAGACCGGAGCACAAGGCCCGGAGGAGCCGCAAGAGAAGCGCACAGCGUGGCUCUUUGCUGGAGCACGGCCGCGGGGAGGCUGCCCUAGUGUCCAGGGUCUCCAGUCCUGUGGACAAAAAGAUUCCAGCUAAGAGAGAGUCCUGUCUGAACAGCAGCAGAGACGAAGGCCAGCCGUUGAGGUUCGGGGUCGGGGACCUGGUGUGGUCCAAGGUGUCCGGCUACCCGUGGUGGCCCUGCAUGGUCUCUGCCGACCCGCUCCUGCACAGCCACACCAGGCUGAAAGGUCAGAAAAAGAGUGCACGCCAGUAUCACGUACAGUUCUUUGGUGAUGCCCCAGAAAGAGCUUGGAUAUUUGAGAAGAGCCUUGUAGCUUUUGAAGGAGAAGGCCAGUUUGAAAAAUUAUGCCAGGAAAGUGCCAAGCAGGCGCCCACGAAAGCUGAGAAAAUCAAGCUGUUGAAGCCCAUUUCAGGGAAGUUGAGGGCCCAGUGGGAAAUGGGCCUCGUUCAGGCCGAGGCCGCCGCGCGCAUGGCGGUGGAGGAGCGGAGGGCCAAGUUCACGUUCCUCUACGUGGGGGACCAGCUCCACCUCAACCCCCAUGUGGCCAAGGAGGCGGGUGUGGCUGCGGAGUCGCUGGGAGAAGCGGCAGAGCCCUCAGGAGGCGGAGAAGAAGCUGCAGACAGCCCUAAGUCCUCGGGGGAGGAGGGCGCGCCUGUCAAGAGGAGACGGAGGGCCAAGCUGUCCAGCUCCACCGAGAACCUCCCUGGCGACCCGGGGCCGGGGCGGGCCACACCGCAGAAGGUGGCUGAGGCCGACCCCAGGAGGGGCGCGGGAUCCCCCCCCGGCAGGAAGAAGGCCACGGCCUCCACCCCGAGGAGUCGGAGGGGCGACGCGGCGUCCCGGUUCCUGGUCUUCUGUCAGAAGCACAGGGACGAGGUGGUCGCCGAGCACCCGGACGCCUCUGCCGAGGAGAUCGAGGAGCUGCUCGCCUCGCAGUGGAGCAUGCUCAACGAGAAGCAGAGGGCGCGCUAUCACACCAAGUUCGCACUCGCAGCCCCGCCCCCGUCCGAGGAAGACUCUGGUAACUUCAGUGGGAAGAGAAGGAGCCGCGCGAAGAGGACCCAGGGCCUGAGCGGAGACGCUGAGGCUGAGGAGGCCCCCAGGAAGAGGCUUAGGACCGACAGGCUCGGCCUGCGGAAGAGAGAGGCGAUCACUGAUAAAGCAGCCCGCACGAGCUCCUGCAAGGCCCUCGAGGCGGCGUCCUCGCUGAAGAGUCAGGCAGCCACGAAACACCUGUCUGACGCCUGCAAGCCCCUGAAGAAGCGCCACCGGGCCCCGGCAGCGGCCGCCGCCACCCUCACCUUCAGCAAAAGCUCGUCUCCUUCCGCCUCCUUAACUGAGCACGAGGUCUCGGACGGCCCCGGAGACGAGCCCCCGGAGUCCCCGGAUGAAAGCGCGGACGAAACCCAGACCGAGGCGUCCAUCUCCUCUAAGAGGUCUGAGCGCGGGGCCACCGCCAGGAAGGAGCACGUGUGCCAGCUGUGCGAGGAGCCGGGCAGCCUGGUGCUGUGCGAGGGUCCCUGCUGCGGCGCCUUCCACCUGGCCUGCCUAGGCCUCUCCCGCAGGCCGGAGGGGCGGCUCCUGUGCGGAGAGUGCACCUCAGGGACCCACUCGUGCUUCGUGUGUAAGGAGAGCAAGAGUGACGUCAAGCGCUGCGUGGUGUCACAGUGUGGGAAGUUCUACCACGAGGCCUGCGUGCGCAGGUUCCCCCUGACGGUGUUCGAGAGCCGGGGCUUCCGAUGCCCGCUUCACAGCUGCCUGAGUUGCCACGCCUCCAACCCCUCGAACCCAAGGCCCUCGAAAGGUAAGAUGCUGCGGUGUGUCCGGUGCCCCGUCGCCUACCACGGAGGGGAUGCGUGUCUGGCAGCGGGCUGCUCGGUGAUCGCGUCCAACAGCAUCAUCUGCACGAACCAUUUCACCGCCCGGAAGGGCAAGAGGCACCACGCGCACGUCAACGUGAGCUGGUGCUUCGUGUGCUCCAAAGGGGGGAGCCUGCUGUGCUGCGAGUCCUGCCCGGCGGCCUUCCACCCCGACUGCCUGAGCAUCGACAUGCCGGACGGCAGCUGGUUCUGCAACGACUGCAGGGCCGGGAAGAAGCUGCACUUCCAGGACAUCAUCUGGGUGAAGCUCGGGAACUACAGAUGGUGGCCGGCAGAAGUUUGCCAUCCCAAAAAUGUCCCCCCAAAUAUUCAGAAAAUGAAGCACGAGGUUGGAGAGUUCCCUGUGUUUUUCUUUGGGUCUAAAGAUUAUUACUGGACGCAUCAGGCGCGAGUGUUCCCGUACAUGGAGGGGGACCGGGGCAGCCGCUACCAGGGGGUCAGAGGGAUCGGAAGAGUCUUCAAAAACGCACUGCAAGAAGCUGAAGCCCGUUUCCGUGAAAUCAAACUUCAAAGGGAAGCCAGAGAGACGCAGGAGAGCGAGCGCAGGCCCCCGCCCUACAAGCACAUCAAGGUGAACAAGCCCUACGGGAAGGUGCAGGUCCACACGGCGGACAUCUCCGAGAUCCCGAAGUGCAACUGCAAGCCCACCGACGAGAACCCGUGCGGCUCGGAGUCGCAGUGUCUGAACCGCAUGCUCAUGUUCGAGUGCCACCCGCAAGUGUGCCCCGCGGGCGAGUCCUGCCAGAACCAGUGCUUCACCAAGCGCCAGUACCCCGAGACCAAGAUCGUCAGGACGGACGGCAAGGGCUGGGGCCUCGUGGCCAAGAGGGACAUCAGGAAGGGGGAGUUUGUGAACGAGUACGUGGGCGAGCUGAUCGACGAGGAGGAGUGCAUGGCGAGGAUCAAGCGUGCGCACGAGAACGACAUCACGCACUUCUACAUGCUCACCAUAGACAAGGACCGCAUCAUCGACGCCGGCCCCAAGGGGAAUUACUCCCGGUUCAUGAACCACAGCUGCCAGCCCAACUGUGAGACCCUCAAGUGGACGGUGAACGGGGACACGCGCGUGGGCCUGUUCGCCGUGUGUGACAUCCCCGCAGGGACAGAGCUGACCUUCAACUACAACCUCGACUGUCUGGGCAACGAGAAGACGGUGUGUCGCUGCGGAGCCUCCAACUGCAGCGGCUUCCUCGGCGACAGGCCGAAGACGUCAGCACCCCUGUCCUCGGAGGAGAAGGGCAAGAAGACCAAGAAAAAGGCCAGGAGGCGCCGCACGAAAGGCGAAGGGAAGAAGCCAUCCGAGGAUGAGUGCUUCCGCUGCGGGGACGGCGGCCAGUUGGUGCUGUGCGACCGCAAGUCCUGCACCAAGGCCUACCACCUGCCCUGCCUGGGCCUGGGCAAGCGGCCCUUCGGGAAGUGGGAGUGCCCUUGGCACCACUGCGACGUGUGCGGCAGGCCCUCCGCUGCCUUCUGCCAUUUCUGCCCCAACUCUUUCUGCAAGGAGCACCAGGACGCGGCGGCCUUCAGCUCCACCCAGGACGGGCGGCCGUGCUGCAGCGAGCACGACUUCCGGGCAGAGCCGCCUCGGAGCGCCAAGACCGAGGAGCCGUGCUCAGGGCCCGGCAAGGCGCGGGGGCGGCGGCGGCGGCGGCGGUGUUGGCGCAGGGUCAUGGAGGGCAAAUAGCGCCUGGCUGGGGCUGGGUCCGACCAGGGGUGGCUGCGGGCGGGCGGAGGACCGGGCCUGGCAGCGUCAGAGGACCCCGCCCCCGGCCCCUGGCCCCGGCAUAGACGCACAGGCCUCCCCAGGGGGGAGCGUCCCGCCACUGAGCCAUCUCAGCAGCGCCCGCUGCGCCCGCACUGACCGUCCGAACCACGUGGGCGCCCCGCGAGGCGCCAGCGUCCCAGGACAGACAGCCUCACUACACAGCGUCACAGCUACACUCGAACCUCAGCCCAUCCCUGCCCCGCUGUUCUAGGCCGAACUUAGGACUGAAGAUUAUUGGCACAUGAAAUGCAUUUCUCUCGCCCGGGUAGUGUUUCCCUGAGGGUCUCUCAUCCCCAGGCUUCACGACGUUGCCCGCCUCCCGCCCGCCAGCGUCACUCAGGAGAGGAGCCCAGGGUGGGGCCCGGCAAGGACCGGGACCCAGGAUGCCUUGGGAACGUGGUUUUGACUAUUGCGCUUAUGAAACAGCUGUAUGGUUUUUUUUUUUUUUUGUACUAAUGUGAAGUUUUUCCUCAAAGUGCUUCUUUUCCAUCCUAGUGAGAAGCCAGUAGUAUAGCGUGUGACCCCUGGAGUGGCUCCGGCUGUGGACCUGACCCCAUGGCAGGCCUGUGGCACAGGCCUGUGAGCGGUUCUCUGGGCCCUCGUGCGGAAGCGUUUGUGGAUGAUUUUGAUUGGUUUUUCUUUACCAGUUUCUGGCUUUUACUCUCAAUAUAUUUUUGCUAAACUUGUUUCACAAACUACCACCGACUGCAAUGCUUGUUUACUGAUGCGUCCCGAGUUCCCGCAGCUGCAGGACGGAGCGGCGGGUGUGGGCCCUGCUGGGGAGCCUGGGCUGCCCGGUACCCCCACUGGGCCUGGAGCUUGAGGGGAACCUGUGUCCAGACAGCUCUUUCGGGCUGAGGAGAGGCUGCCUGGGCGGGGGCAGUGGGAGCCGGGCUGGGUGGACAGGCUUGGUGGGGGCGCUCAAGCCGGGCUGCUGGGUGUGGGCACCUGGCCUUGCGACAGCCAGCCGAUACCCCGGGGCACCGCGUGGACCUGGGCCCGGGCACGAUGCCAGCAGGAGCCCCCUUGCCUGCCCGUCUCCGCGCGAGGGGAGCAGCCACUCAGCAGCUGCUGUUCUCUGACCCUUUCGCUGAAACCACCCAGACGACGAACAUCCUGCGGCUUACACACCUGCCCCAGAAAACCACGCCUGAGGCCCCGUUCGUCUCGCCAUGCCGCUGCACAAUUGCAGGGUGUGUGGUCCAGUGCUGAGCCGUCGGGGUUGGUGGGGGGCCUCUGUGGCCCUGACCCCUGGGAAGCAUCUGUUCUGGGUCAGAGGCUCCCGCGGCCUCCCGAGCACAGACUGGGGCGGGGGGCUGCUGACCCUUUUCUGGCGACUCUGGGACAAGUGACCAGGUGGGACCAAAGGCAAAGGCAGCUGUGUCCUCAGUGGCCCCGCCGUCUCUUGAGGGACCAGAGGCGUUUCCGUGCAGAGCUCGCUCGCUCUCAGACUCCGUCAGGAGAGUGCUGGGUGGACAUUGGUCGCCUCCUGAGGCCCUGAGCUUGGGGGGCCGGGCGCAGCCCUGCCCUGCAGAGCCAGGCCUGGGGAGCAGCCCCCAUCCUCUCCUGCCAGGGACGGCCCUCUGCCCUCCAGAGCACCGCUGCUGCUUCUGCAGUUGCUUUCCCACGUUGGGCGCAGGUUACCUUAUUUUUAUAUUUGACAGUAGUCAAGUUUUGUGAUCUUUGAGUCACUCUGAUAUUUCCAAAUUCUUUUAUGAUCUUUCUGAAGGAAAUACUGGAAAACUUACUUUAGAUGUGGUUGCCUUCUUUCCAAAAAUUAUCAUAAACUAAUGAGCAAAUAACACUAAGUUCUGAGAGUCUCUAAGAAGCCAGCUCACAGCUCUGAGUAGAACCUGGGCCUGGAGGAGCAGCGGAGAAGGGCCCUACCCGACGGGCCCCCAGCCUGCCUCCGUCACGGCCUCUGCCCCCAGUCGGAGGGACGCUGGACGUGGGGAAUUCGGUCUCUGAACCUCAGCCUCAGUCCUCGGUCGCUAACGUGAGGCCAAAACAAAAGGAAAGCUGCCCGAGGGCCUUGGGACUCAGCACGGGGGUGGACAGGCUCCCUGGGUGCCGACGGCCUCCUGGCCCCCAUCUCGUCCUCCCAGGGGAGGUGAGGUCGCCCCACCGCCAUCCCCAGGACCCCCCGACCAGCAAACGGCCACGUGUGUGCAGCCCCUUCUCCAGCCACUUCAUGUUUGGGAGUCAGACAAGACCGUUCUUAUCACUCAGUACAGAGACUGUCAGGUGCCCAGUUCUUGACCCUACGAGACGUGUAGCCGACGAGGACACGCUCACGUGCGACGCUGUCUGCGGGCGGCAUGGUGCCCACCGCCCCGCCGAGACGACUCCAGCAGCACCCGGGUGUCGGUGUCAGUCACCCGGAAGGGGGCCAGGCUCCAGCUCUGGGGCACCCGGUGCUACUGCCAGUUCUGACGUUUAAGAACUUGAACUUCACUUCUGGGGGAUAUACCGAAAUGUAGAUUUGCUGUUUGGGGGGAAAUAGCGUUUUAAGGUCAGAAAUUGUGUCUGGAAGAUUGUAUGAGUAUUUUUGUAUUAAAAAAAAUUUAAAGGCUUUUUUCUUAAACUUA